Punica granatum (pomegranate) is the source of this 4140-nucleotide messenger RNA. The record is from RefSeq and is a predicted model, not a curated record. NCBI's taxonomy places the organism in Eukaryota, Viridiplantae, Streptophyta, Magnoliopsida, Myrtales, Lythraceae.
AUCAAUGAUGAUGAUGAUGAUGAUGAUGAAGAAUAAAAAAAGUCAAGAAGUCCACCAAAGCACGCGCUUCUUCCAAUCGAAAGAAAAGUCACCUUCCCUUUCCCUUCGAGUUCAAUUUCCCACUUCUUCCCUUGUUCUUCCCAUUCAACAUCCUUUUCAAUUGUUUCGUUCUUGUCCGUCCCUUUUCAAAAAGGGUUUUUCCUUUUUAUCCAGAAUUCUGUGGUCUUGCUCUUUUGAUUGAUUCAUCCCAUUUCUGCUUUCUUUCUCCUGGGCGUCGUUUAAAGUUUCAAUUUUGACCCGAUUUCGUCUGCCCCUUUGAUCUUUUAUCCGUAACCCAGAUGUGAUUCUUCUUCUCUGCAUUCCGUUCAGUGCCCGAUCCCUUUUGAUCUUACUCUGUUUGCUUCAUUCAUCCGGAGGGAUUCUUGAUGAUUCUUUGAUAAAGCCAUUCGAGAGUUCACUGGGCCCACCUUCUUCUUCUUCUUCUGGUUCACAAUGAAGCUGUACGUGCGUGUGAUUGAAGCAAGAAACUUGCCGGCAAUGGAUCUCAAUGGGCUCAGCGACCCGUACGUGAGGCUGCAGCUUGGGAGGCAUAGGUUCAGGACCAAAGUGGUGAAGAAGAGCUUGAACCCCACCUGGGCCGAGGAGUUCAGCUUCAAGGUCGAGGACUUGAAGGAGGAGCUCAUCGUGUCCGUGUUGGACGAGGACAAGUACUUCAGCGAUGACUUCCUGGGGCAGCUCAAGAUCCCAGUCUCUCGGGUCUUUGAUGCAGAUAACGGGUCCCUCGGCAAUACUUGGUAUGCCCUGCAGCCCAAGAAUAAAAAGUCCAAGAAGGAAUGUGGUGAAAUUCUUUUAUCUGUAAACUUUGCUAACAGCAGUGCUUUCACGGAAAUGAAUGGAGGCGGGGACCAUGGGCCCUCCAUUCGGAAGCACACAGACGGAUCAGUAGAUUCAGCUUCAGUUUCUUUUAACAGCUCAUCGACAAUGCCUUCCCCUGCACGAGGAGAUGAAGUUUCAUCAAAGGAAGAAAAAUCAUGUGCUCAGAAAAGCUUAGCAGGUCGUCUAGCUCAUAUUUUUAACAAGAGUUCAGACUCGUCCCCAGCAGCCACAAGCAGGGGAAUCGACCUGCCGGAAGGGCCUGAACCUGCAAUGUCAGAGUUUUCUGAUACCCAGUCUGAGGAACAAUCUUCUUCAGGAACUUUUGAGGAGGUAAUCAAAGUGAUGGAGUCUCGAGAUCAGGGAAGCGAGAUCCCGAGCAAUCUGCCUGGGGGAGUAUUGUUGGACCAACUUUAUGUUAUCGCUCCCUCUGACCUCAACACGCUGCUCUUCUGUCCUGAGUCAAGUUUCCCAAGAUCGUUGGCAGAACUCCAGGGGACCACGGAGCUUCAGCUAGGGUCGUGGAAGUUUGAGAAUGGGGAAGAAAGCCUGAAGAGGGUGGUUACUUACAUUAAGGCUGCAUCGAAGCUAAUAAAGGCCGUAAAGGGUACUGAGGAGCAAAGUUACUUAAAGGCAGAUGGGAAGGUAUAUGCUGUAUUGGCAGUCGUAAGCACUCCCGAUGUUCCUUAUGGGAGUUCAUUCAAGACAGAACUUCUCUACUGCAUUACGCCCGGGCCCGAACUUCCCUUGGGGGAACAAUCCUCCCGACUGGUUAUAUCAUGGAGAAUGAAUUUUAUCCAGAGCACGAUGAUGAAGGGCAUGAUCGAGAACGGAGCCCGUCAGGGUUUGAGAGAGAGCUAUGAGCAGUAUGCAAGCUUGCUGGGUCAGACGGUCAAGCCUGUGGACUCAAAGGACAUUGGAACAGAUAAGGACCAAAUCCUAGCAUCUCUACAAGCGGAGCCACAGUCUGAUUGGAAGCUUGCGGUGCAAUACUUUGCAAACUUCACGGUGAUAUCAAGUUUCGUGAUGGGGCUAUACGCACUUGUACAUGUUUGGCUCGCAGGGCCAAACGUGAUUCAGGGUUUGGAGUUUGUCGGGCUCGACAUGCCCGAUUCGAUUGGGGAGUUCAUUGUGGCCGGUAUAUUGGUUCUUCAAGCGGAACGGGUCCUUGGGAUGAUAUCACGAUUCAUGAAGGCACGAGCACAAAAGGGAAGUGAUCAUGGUGUCAAAGCUCAAGGAGAUGGGUGGUUGCUGACGGUGGCCUUGAUUGAAGGAAGUAAUUUAGCGGCUGUCGAUACAACUGGCUUUUCUGACCCAUAUGUAGUCUUUACAUGUAAUGGCAAGACAAGAACAAGCUCAAUCAAGUUUCAAAAAACCGAUCCUCUUUGGAAUGAAAUAUUUGAGUUUGAUGCAAUGGAUGAUCCACCUUCUGUGCUUGAUGUGGAAGUUUUUGAUUUUGAUGGACCUUUUGAUGAAGCCACAUCUUUGGGACAUGCUGAGAUCAAUUUUGUGAGGACCAAUAUAUCGGACCUUGCUGAUGUAUGGAUUCAGCUUAAUGGAAAGCUUGCCACAGCAUGCCAGUCAAAGCUACACCUCAGAAUCUUCCUCAACAACACUAAAGGAAAUAAUGUGGUGAGGGAAUACAUAAGUAAGAUGGAGAAGGAGGUUGGGAAGAAGAUAAAUGUACGAUCUCCACAGACUAACUCGGCCUUUCAGAAGCUCUUCGGUCUCCCCCCCGAGGAGUUUCUCAUCAACGACUUCACCUGCCACUUGAAACGCAAAAUGCCUCUCCAGGGUCGGCUUUUUCUCUCGGCGAGAAUUAUUGGCUUCCAUGCAAACUUAUUUGGUCAUAAAACCAAAUUUUUCUUCCUUUGGGAGGACAUAGAAGAUAUUCAAUUCCUGUCUCCAACACUUGCAUCUAUGGGAAGUCCAAUCGUUGUCAUGACUUUACACCGAGGCAGAGGAUCGGAGGCAAGACACGGGGCAAAGACUCAGGAUGAGGAAGGCAGGCUCAAGUUCUAUUUCCAGUCUUUUGUAUCUUUUGGUGUUGCACGCAGGACUAUCAUGGCACUUUGGAGGGCUAGAGCUCUGAGUCCUGAGCAGAAGGUACAAAUAGUCGAAGAAGAAUCUGAAGCCAGAAGCCUCCAGACCGAGGAGAGUGGAGCCUUCAUUGGUGUUGAGGAUGUUACCUUGUCAGAAGUUUAUUCUUCAGUUCUCUCUGUUCCUAUUGGUUUCUUCAUGGAGGUUUUUGGUGGAGAGGAGCUGGAACUUAAAGUUAUGGAAAAAGCGGGAUGUGUUAAUUAUUCUUACUCUCCAUGGGAAUCAGAGAAGCCUGAUGUAUACGAGAGGCAAAUAUAUUACAGAUUCGAUAAGCGUGUCUCCCGUUACCGGGGAGAGGUGACAAGUGCACAACAAAAAUCUCCCCUCUCAGACAAAAAUGGUUGGCUUGUCGAAGAGGUGAUGACCCUCCAUGGAGUUCCUCUUGGUGAUUAUUUCAAUCUUCACCUUAGAUACCAAGUCGAAGAUUCACCCUCGCGAUCAAAGGCUUGUCAUGUUCAGGUAUUCUUCGGCAUUGCAUGGCUAAAGAGCACUCGGCAUCAGAAGAGGAUCACAAAGAACAUCCUUCAGAGCCUGCAAGAGCGACUGACGGUUAUGUUUGGUGCCCUCGAGAAGGAGUUCUCAACAAGACAAUGAGGAAAGACUUAAAUAAUGGAUUUUACUGUUAGUUAGCUUAUGCUUCACCCAUCAUAGGAGGUCCAUCUGGCAUCCCUCAAUGGUGGAAUACGAUGGAGGUUCCUCUGUUACUGAAACUAAGAACCACAUGAUCUGCCGAGGUAGGUCAAUGGUCCUUCUUGAUUAAUUUAUAGAGCUGACAAGCGCAAAAAGCCAUCGGCCAUCUGAGAAGUUAUUCUUUUGUGGACAAUGAACGUGGCCACAGGGGACGCCUGUAGCAUAUGUUAUACGAAAAGGAGAGUUGCUCGCAUGAUGAACAUGUUUGCUGCUGAUCCUCAGUUUCUCGGCACUCACAUCAUGCAUUUAGGAAGCUCGGAGACCUCAGCAUGGUUGUAAAUAUGUAAGUUUUGGAGAUGAAUUGCGACUGCCCUGAUGGCCAGUACUUUUGUACUUAAUGGAAGAUAAAAUUUACAGCCUUUUCGAAGUCGGACUUAAUCGGCUAAUAUUUCAAGCCGAGGCUUCAUCAUUGUAUUGACUCGGAUGAAAACUUCUGUAAUAUGAAGAGCUUUUUCAAUGAGUCCAGAGUUUAGAGCA